UGGUGGAUUUCAUUUAACUCCCUCGAAAUUUCAACAAAGAGACAGAGAGAAGAGAGCUUUUUCAAUUCCGGAAGCUUUUUGUUAUCACCACUAAAUCAACGAUACAAAGAGCUCAGCUUUCAGCUUUCCAACUCUCCUAUGGCUCUCAAUCUUCGCCAGAAACAAACAGAAUGUAUAAUUCGAAUGUUGAAUCUGAACCAGCCUGUGAAUCCCUCUGGAACUGCUAAUGAAGAGGUUUACAAGAUCUUGAUUUAUGACAAAUUUUGUCAAAAUAUACUGUCCCCCUUGAUCCAUGUUAAGGAUCUACGAAAACAUGGUGUUACCCUGUACUUUCUUAUUGAUAAGGAUCGAAAGCCUGUCCACGAUGUGCCUGCUGUGUAUUUUGUUCAGCCUAAUAAUCCCAAUAUCCAAAGAAUAGUAGCUGAUGCAUCCCGUUCUCUAUACGAUAGUUUCCAUCUGAAUUUUUCUUCGUCUAUACCAAGGCCGCUUUUGGAGGAUCUUGCUUCCGGGACUUUGAAUUCGGAUUCAAUCCAUAGGAUCUCAAAGGUUCAUGAUCAGUAUUUGGAGUUUGUGACAUUGGAGGAUAAUUUGUUCUCUUUAUCCCAGAAGUCCACUUAUGUGCAAUUGAAUGAUCCAUCCGCUGGGGACAAAGAGAUCGAGGAUAUUAUAGAGAGGGUUGUUAAUGGAUUAUUUUGUGUUUUAGCUACACUUGCAGCCGUGCCCAUAAUAAGAUGCCCGCGUGGUGGACCAGCUGAGAUGGUUGCUUCAGCAUUGGAUCAGAAGUUGAGGGAUCAUUUAUUGUCAAAGAACAAUUUGUUUUCUGAAGGCGGGGGUUUUGUAAGCUCAUUUCAGCGUCCAAUUUUGUGCAUCUUUGAUAGGAAUUUCGAGUUAUCAGCCGGGAUACAACAUGAUUUUAGGUACCGUCCACUAGUACAUGAUAUUCUUGGAUUGAAGCUUAAUAGGUUGAGUGUGCCAGGGGAGAAAGGUGGAAUGAAAUCGUUUGAAUUGGAUAGCUCCGACCCGUUUUGGAUGGCAAAUGGAUCGUUGGAAUUCCCUGAAGUUGCUGUUGAGAUUGAGACCCAGUUGAACAAAUAUAAGAAGGAUGUUGAUGAGGUGAAUAAAAGGACUGGUGGUACUGCAGGAGCUGAGUUUGAUGGGACAGACUUGAUUGGGAACACAAAGCACUUAAUGAAUGCAGUGAACUCCCUGCCUGAGCUGACAGAGCGGAAGCAGGUCAUUGAUAAACACACAAACAUUGCAACAGUGCUUUUGGGUGAAAUAAAGGAGAGGUCUCUUGACGCCUACGUAAAGAAGGAGAAUGACAUGAUGGUGAGGGGUGGGAUUGAUCGAAAUGAGUUGAUGAGUGUACUUAAGGGAAAAGGUACCAAGAUUGAUAAGCUGCGUUUUGCCAUAAUGUAUAUUAUCUCUUCAGAAACCAUUAAUCCGUCAGAAGCAGAAGCAGUCGAAGCAGCACUGAGAGAAUCUGAGGUUGAUACAAGUGCAUUUCAGUAUGUGAAGAAGAUCAAGUCAUUGAAUGUCUCACUGGCAUCAGCAAAUUCCGCUAGUAGAAGUAACAUUGUUGAUUGGGCUGAGAAGCUCUAUGGUCAGUCAAUCAGUGCUGUCACUGCAGGUAUGAAGAACCUAUUGUCUGGUGAUAGGCAGCUAGCAUUGACAAGGACUGUGGAAGCUUUGAUGGAGGGGAAGCCAAACCCUGAAAUCGAUUCUUACCUUGUGUUUGAUCCUCGUGCCCCAAAGUCGAGCCCUGGCACAAGUAGCAGUCAUCUGAAAGGACCCUUUAAAGAAGCUAUUGUCUUCAUGAUCGGAGGUGGAAAUUACGUUGAGUAUGGGAGCUUGCAAGACCUUGCCCAACAUCAGCAGCCAGCCAAACAAGUCAUAUAUGGAACAACAGAAAUUUUAACUGGAAUGGAAUUUGUUGAGCAACUCUCACUGUUGGGGCAGAAGAUGGGAUUGGGCAGUUCUUCUGCUGCUGCUUCAGCAACCCAGUAAACUGCUUUUCGAAUACUUUGCAGAGCCUGCUACUCGCCAGUCAAGUGCAUGGAGUCAUCAUGAUCCGAAUGGGAGAUACCAUAUAUAUGACCAAGUAAAAAUACAGAUGUGAGCUGGUUACAUGAGCCCGUAAGCACUUAGUUGGGCCUUGCAGUCUUUUCUCUUGAUAUUAAAUCGCCAUGCUGGUUUUAAUCGAGACUCGAAACCUUUGACUAUUUAGUACGGUGUCCAAAAAUUUUGACAAUGGAUAGCAAGCAUUUCUAUUUCCUAAUAGGUUUCUGCAAUUGGGGUUGUCAUCAAUGUCAAGACCCUCUUCUCUCUUUUUUUUCUUCCUCCUCUUUCCCCUUCUUAGUUGUACUAAAAAGUUUGACAUGGAUUUCAUUCUACUCCUUAAUUUCAUCUGAUAUAUGAAUGCUAUUCAGAUUCA
Molecule: messenger RNA, 2434 nt
Organism: Gossypium raimondii (Peruvian cotton)
Lineage: Eukaryota; Viridiplantae; Streptophyta; Magnoliopsida; Malvales; Malvaceae
Product: SEC1 family transport protein SLY1
Exons: 2
Coding region: 139-2007 (622 amino acids)
Biological process (GO): intracellular protein transport; endoplasmic reticulum to Golgi vesicle-mediated transport
Cellular component (GO): cytosol; Golgi membrane
Molecular function (GO): syntaxin binding
Source: RefSeq, a predicted model, not a curated record